This is a messenger RNA of Lepus europaeus (European hare), 333 nucleotides long. RefSeq names its product large ribosomal subunit protein eL27-like. Lineage: Eukaryota; Metazoa; Chordata; Mammalia; Lagomorpha; Leporidae. Bases 1 to 333 code for a protein of 110 amino acids. Gene Ontology annotation, biological process: translation. Gene Ontology annotation, cellular component: ribosome; cytosolic large ribosomal subunit. The record is from RefSeq and is a predicted model, not a curated record. The transcript has a single exon. Gene Ontology annotation, molecular function: structural constituent of ribosome.
AUGGGUAAGUUCACAAAACCUGGGAAAGUGGUGCUGGUCCUGGCUGGAUGUCACUCGGGACGCAAAGCCAUUGUUGUGAAGAACACUGAUGAUGGCACCGCCAACCGCCAAUACAGUCAUGCACUGGUGGCUGGAACAGACCACUAUCCUCAUGAAAUGACAGAUGCCAUGGGCAAGAAAAAAGCUGCCAAGAGGUCAAAGAUCAAGUCUUUUGUGAAAGUUUACAACUACAGUCACUUCAUGGCCACCAGCUACUCUGUGGAUAUUCCCUUGGACAAAACUGUGGUCAACAAGCAUGUCUUCAGGGACCCUGCUCUUAAAUGCAAGGCCUGA